AUAAGACGCAGUGAGGAACGGGACCGUGACCAGGGUGGAAGGCUGAACGGCCUCUACAGCUCCUUCCGUGUGCAAGGAAACCUGGCCGAGCCGGAGGGUCUGCGCCCUCGGGAGCGCGCAUGGGUGGGGAGGUGGACGCGGUACCUCUGACUCGCACCGGAUGAACAGCGAGGAAACCUAGGUCCUUAUUACCGGUGCCUGGAGAGAUUCAUAGGAAGGCUCUUGGAAAUUUGAGGAGGAGAUGGAACUUGAGAAUGCUUUAAGUCAAGACGGCGAGUCCAAAGGAGGUGUUUUAGCUCACUUGGAAAGACUAGAAACUCAAGUGAACAGGUCCCGUAAAAAAUUGGAAGAGCCGCAGGGAGCUCAGGCAGUAGGAAGCUCUCCUGGGACCAAGAUUCGUAAAUUGAGAAGUCUGCCAGAUGAACUGAGGGCUGAAGCGAAACAACGUGAAGCCAGAGUUGAACAUACUGCCAGUGCAGAACCCAACCAAACAUUGGAGAUCAGUGAGCAAGAAGUUUGGGAAAGAAAAAGGGAAAACGUGAAAGCCAUUCUACAGGCAUAUCGUUUUACAGGGCUCAGUGGGAAGCUGACCAGCCGAGGGGUCUGUGUUUGCAUCCACACUGCUUUUGAGGGGCACCUGCUGGAUUCCUAUUUCGUGGACCUUGUCAUACAGAAACCACUUCGGAUACAUCACCAUUCAAUCCCAGUCUUCAUUCCCCUAGAGGAGAUAUCCACAAAAUACUUACAGACUGAUAUUCAGCACUUCCUGUUCAGUCUCUGUGAAUACCUAAAUGCUUACGCUGGGAGGAAGUACCAGGCAGAUCGACUUCAGCGUGACUUUGCAGCCUUUCUGGCGGGGCCCUUGCAGAGAAACUCACUGUGUAACGUGCUAUCAUUUACUUACAAAGUGGAGCUGAGAGGCCAGUGCUUCCCAUUUUGGGCCAGACUGUUGUAUAAGGACCUCACAGUGACCCUUCCAACUGACGUCACCGUCACUUAUCAAGGGACAGACACAUUACCCACCUUGUGGGAACAACAGCGAGCAUCUCAUGAAAACCUGUUUCAUACAAAGCCCCUCCACCAAGUGUUUGCUUCAUUUAUAAGAAGAAAAAAGUCGGAUACAAGCCUGGUCAUCUAGAAUACUAUUUUCAUUGGGAACACAUCAUAAGUAAAAGGAAAUAUUGCACUUUCUGCUCUUAUAACUAAGGUGACAGGGGUUCCAGAAGAACCUUUCAAGAUUAUCAGGACAAGGGCC
Molecule: messenger RNA, 1255 nt
Organism: Hipposideros armiger (great roundleaf bat)
Lineage: Eukaryota; Metazoa; Chordata; Mammalia; Chiroptera; Hipposideridae
Gene: CENPO
Product: centromere protein O
Exons: 8
Coding region: 242-1138 (298 amino acids)
Cellular component (GO): kinetochore; Mis6-Sim4 complex
Source: RefSeq, a predicted model, not a curated record